This is a messenger RNA of Alternaria ventricosa, 756 nucleotides long. RefSeq lists its product as uncharacterized. The record is from RefSeq and is a predicted model, not a curated record. Bases 1 to 756 code for a protein of 251 amino acids. NCBI's taxonomy places the organism in Eukaryota, Fungi, Ascomycota, Dothideomycetes, Pleosporales, Pleosporaceae. The transcript has 5 exons.
AUGCCUCUCUUCACUUUGUCAUUCUGCGCCUCGUACGUCACCUCAGGUGGCAUCGCGUACCCACUCUUGGUGGAGCUGGCACUCGUCUCAAAGGUCGUGAGUGUGAGACUGCCCGUCGCGCUGGUGAGAGAACUCUCGGAGGCUGAGGGUAUAGAGGAAGUCUCGACUUCAGAGCUGGACUCGCUGCUAGAUGAUGCUGAGGUGGUGGAGGAAGAGGGGAAGGUGGUGUACUCCGUCUCGCUAUACAUGGAUGAGCUAGAUACUUCGGGGGUCUCCGAGCUGGUCGAGCUAACAGACGUGACUGGAGAGUCGGAAGAGGAGGUGUCAGAGGGUGUCGGCGUCGGGAUGGGUGUCUCGAUAGUACCAGAAUCACUGGUCAACGACUCCGACGGCGUCUCGGAAGGCAAGACGAAGCUGCUAGUGCCUGAAGUUACCGACUCAGUGUACGAAGCAAGCUCAGAGUCUGUAGAUGACUCGCUGAAUGAGGAUGACCAACGACGUGGGCGUGGAAGAGACAACGAUGACGUUGCAGAAUCAGUCUCUGAAGCACUAGCCAGCGAAGAAGAGGCUGAAGAGGUUGCAGUUUCAGUAGCUGACGACGACUCUUCGGAACUAGUGGGUGUAUAUGAAGAGCCGUCCGUUGUCGAAGAUCUCGACAUGGUGAGCGUCCUAGACCAAGUGCGUGUGGAGGAGCGACUCCGGGUGACUCUUGACUUCCUAGACGUCGAUGAAUGCGAAGUCGAAGAUGAAGUGUAG